AUGCAACCUUCAACCUUGUUCAGUUUUUUCUCUAUGCCAUUCCUGCAAUACCAAGCUCUCCAGCUAUGAAGAUGAUAAGGGCCACAUUUUUCCUUCUUCUUCUUCCUCUCCUAAUGACCCACCUGGGUUCUAGCCGCUCCGUUACAGAGAACUUGAGCUUCAAAUCUGAUGGUGUUGAUAAUACAAGCCGAUCAGCAAUGGUUGAAUUGGAUUUGAAGGCGUCAACGGUGACUUGUGAGCCAACUUAUGGCUUCUUACCAUGCACAACAGAGCUAUGGGGGCAACUCUUCCUCAUAGUGGUGUAUCAGGUCUUGCUUUCACUUGCACAGCAGUAUGUCUCGGUUGGCUCUGACCACUUCUUCCAGAUUGUUGGACCUGGUGUCUUUGGAGCUGGAUUAUUCCACGUCCUUGGCGCAAUCCCAGAAAUAAUGGUGGUGCUCAUGUCUGGACUUUCAGGAAGCAGUGAAACUGCUGCAGUACAGGCAACAAUGGGAAUGAGCAGUAACGCAGGAUCUGCCGUCAUGAAUCUUACACUUAUAUGGGGUGCUUGUGUUGCUUUUGGCAGCUAUGAUCUUUCAGAGGACUCGGCCGUAUCACAUGUGGAAGACAAGAGACCAAUAAGUCUAACUGGUUUUGGUGUUACUACUGAUGUUGAAACUAGCUAUACAGCAAGAAUCAUGAUCAUAUCCAUGAUCCCAUUUGUCAUUCUUCAACUAGCUACUAUUCUCCAUUCAUCUUCUGCGACACAUGUGAUAGUUCUAGUUUCUUUCAUAGUAACGCUCGCAUUAUUCUUUGCUUACUCCUUCUAUCAGGUAAUACAAAUUUGAUCUUAAGUUUCAUUUAUAAGAUGUCUGCGUGAAACAGAGA
Ilex paraguariensis (yerba mate) is the source of this 867-nucleotide messenger RNA. The record is from the annotation of a GenBank genome assembly. Lineage: Eukaryota; Viridiplantae; Streptophyta; Magnoliopsida; Aquifoliales; Aquifoliaceae.